Molecule: messenger RNA, 3324 nt
Organism: Colias croceus (clouded yellow)
Lineage: Eukaryota; Metazoa; Arthropoda; Insecta; Lepidoptera; Pieridae
Product: zinc finger and BTB domain-containing protein 42-like
Exons: 10
Coding region: 219-1763 (514 amino acids)
Biological process (GO): regulation of transcription by RNA polymerase II
Cellular component (GO): nucleus
Molecular function (GO): protein binding
Source: RefSeq, a predicted model, not a curated record
AAAUCAAUACCAUAUCCAUCGAUUUUCACAGCCGCAGCCGCCGCACACCGAACUUGAGGGUCGCAAGCGGUGGUUGCGCGUGUUUUAUCAUUUAAAAUGUGUGAAGCUGAAAAUUGUGCUAUUAUUAUGUUCAUCUAGAUCGCUGGUAUUGCUAUCGAAAUGUUCGUAAUAUUCUAGAUUCGAAGUGUUUUGAGAUGGUGUGAAUCUGAAGCGGCAAAAUGACGUCAACUGAUACGUAUCAGUUAAAAUGGCAUUCGCACAGUUCACAUUUGAACGGUUCUGUGGCGGCGUUGCUUCGCUCGGAGAGAUUUACGGAUGUUGUUUUGUGCACGAUGGACGGAUCGCAAAUACCGGCGCACAAGUUCAUCCUAAGUUCUUGCAGCGUGUACUUCAGCACGUUGUUCGAAGGUCAGCGGUCGGUAACGAGAAUGGGUGGCAUGCUGUAUGUCGUGCUGCCUUCGGAAAUAUCUACGAAGGCACUGAAAAUUCUUGUGGAGUAUAUGUAUAAGGGUGAAACAACAGUAUCCAAUGAGGUUUUAGAUAUUGUACUAAAAGCUGGGGAGGUUUUAAAGAUCAGGGGACUCUGGCGACAGACAGAUGAAGUUGGAGGAGAUUCCACUCCAGCGGAGAAGACCACUACAACUGCAAAUACUGCAAAUAAACCACCUGAAAAAACUAAAGAAGUUCCAAAAAUAACUUUGAAAAAGGAUGACAAGUUACUCAAAGCUUUUAACCCUGUUCAAGGGCAGGGGAAUAGACCAAUGUUUAUUGGCCCACCAAAGCUAGUAUUCAUCAAGACCAGUGACGGCACCACGCAAGCCGCCAUACGUCCAGGUGUACCCAAGGGUCAAACGAUACUGGUUGCCCCUGCACCGUCCGCAGAGACCACUUCCACAAUCACCAUGCCAACGUCCACAGUUACCGUGGCAACGGAGGAGAACAGUGAAGACAGUAUACCGACUAGAGUGUUGAGACGGAACGCCAAUGAAAGAAAGUAUGGGAAGAAACAGAAGACUGACACUGAAGAGGGGAAGGAUGAUGAUGCGGCUUCCACCAGUUCAAAGAAAUCAACCCAUAGCAGUACUGUCGAAGUCCAAGUUAAAGAAGAACCAGACUGGGACGCAAGCAGUAUUGAAGAGGAAGAACGGUCGAUAGCCGAGAUGUUUCAAGCAGAAAUGAGUGUUAAGUCCGAGCCGUGUGAUGAGGUGGACGUCGAGGAGGAGGGGCUGCUAUACAGCCCGCUGUCGUGCGAGCUGUGCGCGGAAGUGUUCACAGUGCCGGCGGCGUGGGUGCGCCACGUGCAGGAGCACGCGGACGGCGGCGGCCAGCACGCGAGGAAACGCAAACGGCGCUCUGCUAGCGACGACACAGAAGAAACAACAGCCCUACUACGUUGCGAUCUCUGCCAGAAGCAUUUCCCGAAUCCCGCGGAAUGGGUUCGACACAUACAGAGCACACAUACUGAGACUGAAUUGGCCAUAUCAAACAACAGUGCAGCACCAAAACGUCACAAUCGUUUCACAGACGGCGAGCAAAACAAGACGUGUGGCCACUGCAACAAGAACUUCCCGUCGCAUGCGUCCAUGCUCAUACAUAUGCGCACGCACACAGGCGAGCGCCCGUUCGUCUGUGGGCUCUGCAACAAAGGGUUCAACGUGAAAUCGAACCUGCUCCGUCACCUGCGCACGCUGCACAACCACGUGGUGAGCCCCGCGCGGCUGCCCGACGAGCCCGGCCCGUCUGAGCUCAAGCGGGAGGCCUGAGCCAGGGGAGGGGGGGCAGGUAGAGGGCGCGGGCGGCCCCGGUCCGCGUACACGCUGGCGAUGGCGGGGGCCAACCGGCGCGCGAACGACAAGAAGGCCGACGCGAGCGCGCUCCGCAAGCAGAGCUACUCGCUGUUCCUCAAGCAGCGCGCCGUGCUCUUCUCCGCCAAGAAGUGGAAGUAGGGCGCGACACGCUACCCGCGGCGCUUGACACGUUCCACGUUUGAAUGUUGACGUUUCGAAUUUUUUUUUUUUCAUGUGCCUGUUUGAAUAUGACGUUUCAGUUUUUUUAUAUGUGUCUAUUUGAAAUUUGACGUUUCAAAUUUUUUUUUCAUGUGCCUGUUUGAAAUUUGACGUUUCAGUUUUUUUUUUUCUUUUUCUUAUGUGCCAGUGCUAGAAGUAGAUUGGAAAUAUUUAACCUUCUUUGUGACUUAAAUUCGAAUUGGAAAUUAGCUUUUUUUUGUUUUGUGCAUGAUGUGAAUUAAUACGUAGAUUUGAAUUUCUUAUUGAAUAAUAUUUGAACAAAUGAUAUGUCAAGAUAAAAUACAUUUACGUACUUAAUAUGUAUAUUGUAUGUAUAGUAUAGUAGGUUCUCCAACCGAAAUAAUUGUUGUUAGACAGUUGUACUUACUAUUCUAUUAAAAUCAUGCCAAGACAGUUUAAUUUAGUAAUUAUUAUAUUUGAAACGAUUGUUUUUUAUAUGUAGGUAAGUAACUACAUGGCCAUACGAAAAAAAUUUAUCUUUAAAAACUUUUUAAACGUGUUUGGAAUUGUGUCAAAAAUAAAAUAAAAGCGUCUAUUUGGGGGUAGCAAAGUGUUGCGUCACUACAUGUCCUGCCCUUCCUCCUUUAAUUUUAUUAUUUUUAUAAGAGUAUAUUUAUUUUUUAUAACUAGUCAUAACUAGAUCUCAUUCUUUUAAUUGAAGAUUUAAUUUUAAGUCAAACAUGUAGUCAGUCGGACAUACAAGCAAGUUUUAGGAUUAAUUAUAAGUAAUAUUUCUCAGUAUCAAAAUAUGUAGCUGAUAUCCAAAGAUAAUUUGAGAUUUUCUAUGGGUUCAUACUAAAUAUUCUUAGAACAGUAAUCACACUUAAAAAUUUAAUAAAUAUGUUAAGAGGAGGCUCCCUAACAAUAGGUUAGACUGCUACGGUGCUAGACGCUAACACAGCCGUAAUAAAGUUGAAUAUCGCGUGCGCUCUUUGAUCGCGUUCGAGCUCGAAACUAAAUCUCGUAAGAAUUGAGAUUCUUAUUUCGCUUUUAACUAAACUAAAAAUUGAUCUAGAGAAAAAAUAUCUUGGGAUUGGUAGUUACCUAUAUUUUCUUACUGUUAACAUUUAUUUUAGACAUAAAGUCCAAGUAAAUUUUUUUAAAAAUUUAUUAAUCCUUAAAAAAGGCAUAAUUUUUGAAUAAAAAAUGAAUCGAGCGAAAAUGUUACAAUUACGUAACUGUCUUGUACAUGGAAAGAAAAAUACCCAAUAAAUCAUAUACUAAAGUUCCAUUUUGAUUGUAUGUGUGACUGUUUCAGAAUAUUAAUGCAAAUUCACAUAAAAUUUAGGGAGCCUCC